UGAAACUGAACAUCAGACCAAACGGCCUCAGAGAAAAGGUAUCAGACCAAACGCAAGCCUGGUCGAGCACAGAUUGGCUCGCAUAACUUAGAAAACGACUGUGUAUCUCGAUAUAAAUGCCGGUGUAACAUUUUCACAGUGUUUUUCUGAGGCCGUUUGGUCUGAUACCUUGUCUCUGGGGCCGUUUGGUCACCAGAUCCGAGACAUGACGCUGUUUUUUCUCGGACGGCUGAGGGUGUAAAUCUCAAAGGAUCGACCUCGCUCAUGUCUCGGGCCUCAGUCAGCAUAUCCGUAACUAUCCCAUGAAAUAAUGCCCAGCGAUUGAACUUCCAGAGGCGCUGAACACUUCGGACGACUUUGACCGCGUUUCUCCAGAACAACGCAUUCCAAAACAAACCCACUGUAAAUGUCCGUGUUUACAUUUUAAUGGUGUGUCUGGAUACUUUUGGACACGUAGCGACAGAGAACACUAAAGAGGAAGCAAGUAGACAAGGGAGCAGGCAGCUGCCUUCCGUUUGAGACGCAGCCUGCGUUGUAGCGUCGAGCGGUUGUCGGCACCACAUGUGUCCGCCCACGAAAGCGGCAGUGCGGGUUGGUUUAUUGCCGGUCCGCCCCUCGCCGUGGAGGCUCAGCUAGCAGCGCCAUGUACCGCACCGUGAGGAACCUCCAGCGCUUCAACAGCAGCCUCUCCGCUCUGCAGUGCUGCACUGCCAUCAGGACCCUCGGCCCGACUCCCCACACGCCCCUCAGGAUGGCAAGUUCAGAAUCGUACAGGAUUGAAAGGGACACUUUUGGAGAGCUGAAAGUGCCAAGUGACAAAUACUAUGGCGCCCAAACUGUCCGGUCCACCAUGAACUUCAAAAUCGGAGGGGUGACCGAGAGGAUGCCAAUCCAGGUUAUUAGGGCUUUUGGCAUUCUCAAAAGAGCAGCAGCUGAGGUGAAUAAGGACUAUGGCCUGGACCCGAAGAUCGCCGGUGCCAUUGUACAGGCUGCAGAGGAGGUGACAGCUGGAAAACUGGAUGACCACUUUCCUCUGGUGGUGUGGCAGACAGGCUCCGGUACUCAGACCAACAUGAACGUCAAUGAGGUCAUCAGCAACAGAGCCAUUGAAAUACUUGGCGGCAAACUGGGCAGCAAAGACCCUGUCCACCCCAAUGACCAUGUCAACAAGAGCCAGAGUUCAAACGACACCUUCCCCACCGCCAUGCACAUUGCUGCAGCUAAAGAAGUGCACGAGGUUUUGCUGCCCGGCCUGCAGGAGCUUCACGAUGCCCUCGCUGCCAAGGCUGAACAGUUUAAGGACAUCAUCAAAAUCGGCCGCACGCACACCCAGGAUGCCGUACCUCUAUCCCUCGGACAGGAGUUUGGAGGUUAUUUGCAGCAGGUGAAGUACAGUAUUGAAAGGGUGAAAGCGGCGAUGCCCAGAGUGUAUGAGCUGGCAGCAGGGGGCACUGCAGUUGGCACAGGACUGAACACGCGCAUCGGCUUUGCUGAGAAAGUGGCCGACAGAGUCUCAGCACUCACAGGCCUGCCGUUUGUAACAGCUGUGAAUAAGUUUGAGGCUCUGGCGGCACACGAUGCUCUGGUGGAACUGAGCGGUGCUCUGAACACUGUGGCCGUCAGCAUGAUGAAGAUUGCGAACGAUAUCCGUUUCCUUGGCUCAGGCCCACGCUCCGGCCUGGGAGAACUCAUCCUCCCGGAGAACGAGCCGGGGUCUAGCAUCAUGCCUGGUAAAGUGAACCCCACUCAGUGCGAGGCUAUGACCAUGGUGGCUGCUCAGGUGAUGGGGAACCAUGUAGCCGUUACAGUGGGAGGCAGCAACGGACACUUUGAACUCAACGUCUUCAAGCCAAUGAUUAUUAAAAAUGUGCUGAACUCCGCCCAGUUGCUAGGCGAUGCCUCAGUUUCCUUCACUAAAAACUGCGUGGUGGGAAUUGAAGCCAACACGGAACGGAUCAACAAGCUGAUGAACGAGUCUCUGAUGCUCGUCACUGCGCUCAACCCUCACAUAGGUUAUGACAAAGCUGCUUCUAUUGCCAAGACUGCGCACAAAGAAGGCUCAACAUUAAAAGCCACUGCCAUUAAACUGGGCUACCUGACCGAGGAGCAGUUUGACCAGUGGGUGCGUCCGCAGGACAUGCUUGGCCCCAAGUAAAUUAUUACCAUUAGAAACUGUGGAAAACCUUAAAUGAGUCAUCUUUGUACAAUAAAGCACUUUUUGUUGAAAUACAUUGUUAAGCUACAA
Molecule: messenger RNA, 2245 nt
Organism: Pygocentrus nattereri (red-bellied piranha)
Lineage: Eukaryota; Metazoa; Chordata; Actinopteri; Characiformes; Serrasalmidae
Gene: fh
Product: fumarate hydratase
Exons: 10
Coding region: 644-2155 (503 amino acids)
Biological process (GO): tricarboxylic acid cycle; malate metabolic process; fumarate metabolic process
Cellular component (GO): mitochondrion; tricarboxylic acid cycle heteromeric enzyme complex
Molecular function (GO): fumarate hydratase activity
Source: RefSeq, a predicted model, not a curated record